Messenger RNA from Menidia menidia (Atlantic silverside), 3569 nucleotides. The record is from the annotation of a GenBank genome assembly. Lineage: Eukaryota; Metazoa; Chordata; Actinopteri; Atheriniformes; Atherinopsidae.
CGAUUGACCUUCUGGCGGCCCUAAAAAUGUCCCAGCAAAGAAAUGGAGUGUCCAGACUACAGAGUCCUAGCAGUGUGAUAUAUAAGAUACGUCCCAGAGCAGCCUACCUGACCCUCCCUCGGGAAUACUCCCACAUCCUGCACUCUAACCUUGGGGAUAGCGUUGGUGUGCACUUAGUGGGCCGUCAGGCUUCGAGAUCCAGUGCCACAUUUUUUUCUCUCUCCUCCACGUCCUCUCCCAUCCUCCAAAUCAUCUCCUCCACCAUCAGUAACACUCUGCAAUUGGACUAUCCGGUUAGAGGGAGAGGUCUUGCCAGCUUUCAAUUUCCGAGGGGAAAUCCCUUCUCGAGGGGAGAAUGGGUACAGCUGGCCGUGAGCCUGGAACCUGGGAGACUGGUAUUUUUCAUAGACUGUCAAGAAGAAGCUGUUCUGGAGAUAAAAAAUGAAAACAGGACCAACUUGGAUCUUCCAGUAGAUGUAGUCAUUGCUCUCGCCAGCACACCAGGAAUAAAAGACAGCAAAUUCAAUGGGUAUUUGAAGUCGGCUGAAAUAUCACUGAAAGCCUAUCGGAGGCGUCCGUGGAAGUGUGACAAUAUUACAGAUUAUCUGCCCCCAUCUCAGCACACAAACACACAAAUCAAUUCCAGUUCCUCGUUUGACACUUUUCAAAAGUUGCAUCAUGACGGCCCGUCCAGUGAGCCUCAAACAAACCACAGACAGCCAGACAAAAUCAGCCACUAUCUCAAAGCUCUCCAGAAUGAUCAGCUGCAAAGAGGCGCUGUGCUGGGGCCUCCGGGAUUCCGCCAAAGGGCAAAAGCUUCUCCUCAGGUUCAAACCAAUGACAGGCUAGACACGCUGGAGAAGAGAUUGGAGGAGUUGGUGCGCAUGUUGGACAUGGUCAAAGCUCAGAAUGUAGAUUUACUGUCGCGCGUAAAAUACCUGGAGGGAUGUGAAUGUGUGAGGCAGCGAUGUGUGUGGGAAGGACGUGAGGUGGAGGAAGGCCAGCGCUGGCAGAUAGACCUCAACACCGUGUGUUCGUGCACAUCUGGAAAUGUCAACUGCCAAACAAAUACAAAAAAUGAAGGUUGUGAGCCGGAUGGCAGAGUUUACAAUGUGUCCUACACCACUCUGGAUGGCUGUCAGACAUGUGCAUGUGCGGACGGUAACAGGGAGUGCUCUCCUGUACCGUGCUCCUCACCAGACUGUGCAGUGGGAGAGACAGGACCUGGAAACUGCUGCGAACAAUGCAAAGGUUGCACCCAUGCUGGUGUCAGGUAUGAACAUGGAGAUAAGUGGAGGCCAGUAGAGAAUCCCUGUGAUGUCUGCUCCUGUCUGGAGGGUCAGGUUUGCUGUGAGAGGGAGCAAUGCAAUACUCCUUGUGAAUAUCCUGCUGCUCCUUCGCCCAGCAGCUGCUGUCCUAUCUGUCAAAGUGGGCUUCGUAGUAUUAAUGUUUUCGUAAUGUUUUCAUGGCACUUAAUAGACGGGGUAGACAUGAAGGGUGUUUGUGUGUGUCUUGUAGGUUGUGAGGUGAAUGGGUUUAAGUUCCCUAAUGGAGCUGCUAUCCCAACUGAAGACCACUGUCAGGAGUGUGCUUGUGUGAAUGGAAAUAUGGAAUGUUCACCGCUUCAAUGUCCUGCCGUUUCCUGUAGCAAUCCUGUUCGUUACACGGGAGAAUGCUGCCCUCGAUGUGAGCAAUGUGAACAUGAAGCUGAGGUUUAUGUGAAUGGAGAGAAAUUCCCAUCCAGGAGUGACCCUUGUCUCCACUGCAGCUGCUCUGCAGGUGAAGUUUCAUGUGAGCGAAUAGAUGCCUCAUGUCCCACAGCAGACUGCAGUCACCCAACUAAGCACAAAGGAGAGUGUUGUCCCACAUGCAGAGAGUGUGAGUAUGAAAGGAGGGUUUAUGCAGAUGGAACAGUGUUUGUUCCUGCAGGGGAUGGACCCUGCCUGCAGUGCAGGUGUAAGACUGGGAAUGUAAUUUGCCAUGAAGAGAAAUGCCCUCCCAUCCACUGCUCUAACCCCAUUAAAGACCCACACCACUGUUGUCCAACCUGCAAGGCAUGUGUUUUGGAGGGGGUGGAGUAUGAGGAAGGUUCCAGAUGGCAACCUGAAGGCCCAUGCUCCACUUGCACCUGUGUGAAUGGAGAGACCUUAUGUUCACACACACUUUGCCCCCACGCUGACUGUCUUCAUCCCACCAAGAUUUCUGACACAAGUAGAGAGUGUAACCUGCCCUCGCUGCCUGCGCAGGUUCCUGUUGUGAAGUGUGUGAAAGCUGCACUUACAAGCAUCGAGUUUACAGCAAUGGCCAGAGGUUCACGACCCCUGAGCAGCCCUGCCACGUGUGCACUUGUUUGGUGCGUGUGUCUCCAUCAUGGAACUGUUAGCUGUGAAAGACAGACUUGUCCUCAACUGGACUGCACAAACCCUUACACCCCACCUGGCGAGUGCUGUCCAAAAUGUCAAGACUGCUCAUUUGACAACCGUGUAGUUGUUGAUGGGGAGGCAUUCCCCAACCCUGUGAGUGUGUGUGAGGAAUGUAAGUGUGUGAGUGGAAGAAUUGACUGCCACCAAGCCCAGUGCCCUCAUCCCCGCUGUAACGCCCCUCUUCCAGGAUCAUGCUGCCAGAAUAACUGUAAUGGCUGUAGUUAUGCUGGGAAAGAGUAUCCCAAUGGGCAGGAGUUUCCCCACCCCACUGACCCAUGCAGGACAUGCAGCUGCAUCAAUGGGAAUGUCCAGUGUCUGAUGAAGAGGUGUCCCCCACUGCCAUGCUCCAGCCCAAAUGUGCUGCCUGGAGACUGCUGCCCCCAGUGUCCUGAUCCUCCGUUAGACUGCGAGUACGAACAGCGGACAUACAGACACACAGAGCGGUUCUACCACCCGGCUGACAGCUGCCAGUUAUGUGGCUGCCACAACGGGACAGUUCACUGUCGGCACAAGCCCUGCCCCUUUGCUCCAUGCUCUCACCCCAUCACACAAGAGUGCUGCCGGACCUGUGAAGGCUGUUUGUAUGAGGGCAGAGAGCGGGCCAAUGGGGAGUCCUGGGAUGACCCAUCAGACCCAUGUGCCGUUUGUGUUUGUCGUGGGGGCACUAUCCAGUGUGAGAGGAAACGCUGCCCACCCUCCAACUGUAACCACCCAGUUCAGGGACAGUGUUGCAUGUCCUGUGAUGGCUGCACAUUUCACGGUAAAGAAUAUCCAGACGGCACAGAGUUUGGGGAUGACAAAGAUCCAUGUGGUGUUUGUUACUGUUACGGAGGGGAUGUCAUCUGCAGCAAAUUAGCCUGUCGUGAAGACUGCAGCCACCCUUACAAACCGCCUGGUCAAUGCUGUGGAGAAUGUGAACGCUGCUUCUAUAACAGCGCGGUCCUCCUCAGUGGACAGUCCAUCCCUGACCCGGGGAAUCCCUGCUCUGAAUGUAUCUGCCAGAGAGGCUCUGUGCGAUGCGUGAGGAGGCAGUGUCCAGCAGCCCCUUGCCCUCAUCCAGUCACCAACUCAUGUGGCUGCCCCGUUUGUGAUGGUGACUUUCUUUCAAACAAUUACACUUCACGCAAUCCAAAGAAAGCAAGGAAC